This is a messenger RNA of Anopheles stephensi (Asian malaria mosquito), 1886 nucleotides long. Its product is annotated as phospholipase A1-like. Gene Ontology annotation, biological process: lipid metabolic process. Bases 336 to 1538 code for a protein of 400 amino acids. Gene Ontology annotation, molecular function: lipase activity. NCBI's taxonomy places the organism in Eukaryota, Metazoa, Arthropoda, Insecta, Diptera, Culicidae. The record is from RefSeq and is a predicted model, not a curated record. The transcript has 2 exons.
GGAGCGAAUGCGUGAAAGAAGAUCUUGUAAGAUCGGCGCCGAACAAGACAAGACAAGACAAGACGAGGAAAAUCCGACAUUCUCUGGCUUGAUAAGUUGCUUGAGCAGAUGAGCAGCAAUAGCAGAGAGAGAGAGAGAGAGUGUUAGCAAAGUGACCACCGAGGCCACAGCGCAACCAGAGAACAGCUCGACCAGACCUCCGAGCUUCGAGUCACGUUGAAUCUGAUCGGUCACGUUAGUUGUCGCGCGGAGAGUGAUGCGUACAGGUGUGCAUCUUCGGGCUCAUCAUCUUAAAUAGCUGCUCUCACUUACAAUUAAAAACGAUCUCGCGUGCAAUGGAGCUCGGCCCGGUGUUGCUGCUGUUGGCCACCGCCUGUACGGGGCUGCUGAGCGGGUCCACCGUCCAGGGUGAGCGUGACGGUGCGGAAGCAAAUGAUCUCGAUCUGGAUGACAUGGAAUACGAUCGCGACAACGGAGGUGAUUCGCUGAUUCCCGAGCCGAUGGUGGUGCGGUCGUCGCUCGGUGAGCCCCUGCCCACGGUACAGAUACCGAACAAGGAGGGCGAGUUCGUGACGAUGACUCGCAUGGACGUGGCGGAGUGCAAGAGCAAUGCGACCUAUUACGAGGCCACCAAGUACGUGCAGUGCUAUCUGUACCGGGCGAACGCGUCCGAGGAUCGCUACGAGUUCCACUUCAACGGGCUAAGCUCGAUCGUGCAGGCUGGCUUUAGGCGCGAUCUGCCCACCGCCAUCCUGGUGCACGGUUGGCUCGGCAGCUCCGAGUCGGUGGUGAUCGAUCCGCUCGCCAAGGCACUGCUCGCCCAGGAAGACAAGAACGUUAUCGCGGUCGAUUGGGAGCAGGGUGCGAGCACUUUGCUCUAUCCGGUCGCCCGCUACCGUGUGCCGAAGGUUGCCGCACUGGUAGCGGCGCUGAUAGACAAUCUGGUGACCGGGCUCGGUCAGGACAUCAAUCAGGUGGGCAUUAUCGGGCACAGUCUCGGCGCACACAUUGCCGGCAUCGCCGGCAAGAAGGUUCGGGCGGGCAGGAUCGGAUACAUCGUGGGGCUCGAUCCGGCUUCGCCCCUGUUUCGCCUGAAAAAGCCGAACGAUCGGCUCACGGCGGACGACGCCCAGUACGUCGAGAUCAUUCACACCAACGGAAAGGCGCUCGGCUUUUUCAGCAACAUUGGCCAGGCGGACUACUACCCGAACGGGGGCGUACGGCAGCCGGGCUGCGGGCUCAGCCUGACCUGCAGCCAUCAGCGAGCGGUGGACUUUUUCAAGGAAUCGCUCAACAUACGCAACUAUUACGCGCAACGAUGCGACGGGCUGACGAACCUGGGCCCAUCCUGCUCCACCGACCGAACGGUGCUGGGCGGAUUGGUCUGGCGGAAGUCGAAACCGGCCGGCGUGUACUACAUCGCAACCGCCUCCAACGAACCAUUCCUUCGUAGCAGUGGUUCGUCAGCCCAGCUGAGAUCGAUAUCCUGGAUCAUCGCGGUGGCGUCGGUGCUGUCGGCAGCAGUACGGUGGGCCUGAACAAGCUCAACCACGCGCCCGUUUCAUGACGGCAACAAGCACGCCAACACGCGUGCAAUCGGUUGGUAGAUUGUAUACAUGCCCUCUGCAUGGUAAGCUGAUUAACGCAGGCAGUGUUACGCUGCUCGAACGCAUUCGUAGGAUCGCACGUAGAGCAGCAAGGCGUGACUAGCGAUCGUCCAAGUUUAGCUAAUUACCAAUCACUUAAUCGACACAGCGGACAACAAGUACUUCGCUGCGUGGCUGCGCGUAGAUGAUGAUCUCUGGAUGUGAUUGUGCCGAAACGUAGGGAAGGGUUAUUCGACGCACAAAGACAACAUUACAACAGCACGUCCAAUCAAACCAUAA